AUGUCGUUUGGGCCCAAAGGUACUAAUGCAGACAAUACUGCCCGUUCCAAAAGUGUUGCAAUUCCUCAGCAGGAGGAGCAGGAGGAUGAGCAGGAGCAGGAGGAACAGGAGGAGGCAGAGGAGGAGGAGGAGGAGGAAGAGGAGGAGGAGGAGGUAGAGGAGGAGGAGGAGGUAGAGGAGGAGGAGGAGGUAGAGGAGGAGGAGGAGGUAGAGGAGGAGGAGGAGGUAGAGGAGGAGGAGGAGGUAGAGGAGGAGGAGGAGGUAGAGGAGGAGGAGGAGGUAGAGGAGGAGGAGGAGGUAGAGGAGGAGGAGGAGGUAGAGGAGGAGGAGGAGGUAGAGGAGGAGGAGGAGGUAGAGGAGGAGGAGGAGGUAGAGGAGGAGGAGGAGGUAGAGGAGGAGGAGGAGGUAGAGGAGGAGGAGGAGGUAGAGGAGGAGGAGGAGGUAGAGGAGGAGGAGGAGGUAGAGGAGGAGGAGGAGGUAGAGGAGGAGGAGGAGGUAGAGGAGGAGGAGGAGGUAGAGGAGGAGGAGGAGGUAGAGGAGGAGGAGGAGGUAGAGGAGGAGGAGGAGGUAGAGGAGGCGGAGGAGGAGGAGAUCGGUUUUCAGCCCUAUACCAUCGAGUUGAGCGUUGUUUUAGGUAAAAAGGCUAUCUAUAAUAGCUCUAUUAAGUCGACGAAGCUCGAUUUUGAGCAAGAUGCUCAUCAACGUGCCUCUAACGCUGCGUGUAGAGCCAACAAAAGCGCUGAAUUUCGUGGAUUUGAGGCAAGCGUCAAAAAAGGCGCUCAAAAGCCUUUUCUAUAUACCCUUGACGACGAAGGAGAUAUGUUUACUGUUGAGAGCAAGAUACAGGAGCUGCUAGCUGCCUCAAAGAGCUUAUCUCUGCCCUAUCUACGUGUUGCUCUAGUAGCUAAUUUUGAAGCUAUCGAUGAGGAUAUUGAAAGCCCUCUGUCAACUCUACAAGCAGCGUCAACAACAAGUUUAGCGUUAGCUGGGGGGUUGACGCUCAACCUCAAUCUUUCUAGCAGCGCUCAACAGCAGGAUACUAUGCUCCGUAAGUCUGCUGACGGUAAGGAUCAAUAUAGAGGUUUAGCAACGCCGUCAAGGGCUAUGACGCCUUUACAGCCUCUUGUGACGCUGAGCAGCCCGAUUCCACAGGCUAGAGAUGAAGAUGCUCGCCUCACCGCGUUCAUUUGCUCGCGAAUCAAGGAUAGACUGGCUCAACAAGCUGAAUUCGAACAAGCAUUCAAGAAGUUGGCCGAGCAUGGCAUAGGGCUCUCGGAUAUGGCCUUUUUAGCAAGAGAAGACUGGAAGGAGAUGGGUAUUAGCCACGGUAUUCGCGUGGAUUUGCUGCAGCACAACAAGAUAUAG
Messenger RNA from Endocarpon pusillum Z07020, 1365 nucleotides. RefSeq lists its product as uncharacterized. Lineage: Eukaryota; Fungi; Ascomycota; Eurotiomycetes; Verrucariales; Verrucariaceae. Bases 1 to 1365 code for a protein of 454 amino acids. The record is from RefSeq and is a predicted model, not a curated record. The transcript is spliced from 3 exons.